Molecule: messenger RNA, 2057 nt
Organism: Pan troglodytes (chimpanzee)
Lineage: Eukaryota; Metazoa; Chordata; Mammalia; Primates; Hominidae
Gene: POLR2C
Product: RNA polymerase II subunit C
Exons: 9
Coding region: 350-1177 (275 amino acids)
Biological process (GO): transcription by RNA polymerase II
Cellular component (GO): RNA polymerase II, core complex
Molecular function (GO): DNA binding; protein dimerization activity
Source: RefSeq, a predicted model, not a curated record
GUCUCUUAUCAAUGGACAGUACAAACAGUACUACCACGAACGUCCCUGCACUCGUAUCUUUGUUUACAACUGCAAGUGUUUUUGCAGUAUGAAUUCUUAGAAGUUUUACUGUUGAGUCAAGGACGUAUGCGUGUUUUGCCAAACUACCCUCCGAGAUAGCUGAAUCUGGUACAUUUUAAAGCAGGAGGCGGCAGAAGACGCUCGGCGGUUCUGGCCUCCGAGCAGCAGGCGGCGCUGUGAGUCGUCUUUGCGGAAGCCGCGGAGGCCUCGCUGACUGACUUCCGGUGUUGGCGGUGGCGCCGCGCAGUCACCGCGGAGCAGACGCGGAGGCUGGUGGCCCCUGGGCGAGAUGCCGUACGCUAACCAGCCUACCGUGCGGAUCACGGAGCUCACUGACGAGAAUGUCAAGUUCAUCAUCGAGAACACCGACCUGGCGGUGGCCAAUUCGAUUCGGAGGGUCUUCAUCGCUGAGGUGCCCAUAAUAGCCAUUGACUGGGUUCAGAUUGAUGCCAAUUCCUCAGUCCUUCAUGAUGAAUUCAUCGCGCACAGGCUUGGAUUAAUUCCCCUCAUUAGUGAUGACAUUGUGGACAAGCUGCAGUACUCUCGGGACUGCACAUGUGAGGAGUUCUGCCCCGAGUGCUCGGUGGAGUUCACCCUCGAUGUGCGGUGCAAUGAAGACCAGACGCGACAUGUCACGUCUCGAGACCUCAUCUCCAACAGCCCCCGGGUCAUUCCGGUGACAUCCCGGAACCGAGAUAAUGACCCCAAUGACUACGUGGAGCAGGAUGACAUCCUCAUCGUCAAGUUGAGAAAGGGCCAGGAGCUGAGACUUCGAGCCUAUGCCAAAAAGGGCUUUGGCAAGGAGCAUGCCAAGUGGAACCCUACUGCAGGGGUGGCUUUUGAAUACGAUCCAGACAAUGCCCUGAGGCACACAGUGUACCCCAAGCCCGAGGAAUGGCCAAAGAGUGAGUACUCGGAGCUGGAUGAGGAUGAGUCGCAGGCUCCCUAUGACCCCAACGGCAAGCCAGAAAGGUUUUAUUACAACGUGGAGUCCUGUGGCUCUCUGCGUCCUGAAACCAUUGUCCUGUCAGCCCUCUCAGGAUUGAAGAAGAAACUGAGUGAUUUACAAACUCAAUUAAGCCACGAGAUCCAGAGUGAUGUGCUAACCAUAAAUUAACUGCAGCUUGCCUGCUUCAGCGAAAACAGAGAUUCAGGCCAGCAGCUGGAUAUGGGGGUCUCUCUUCAGACUCUUCUAGUUUCUGAGAAUCUAGUCUACUGUUGGUUGAGCUUCUUGGCAGGACAUCAGUACCAACUAGAAGUGGGUCAUAGAUAGAUUACCAGGGAUGCAGUGGUGUUUAGGCAGGAUAGGUCUUUACUGGCUCUGACUGCUGUUAAUAAUUGGCAGCAGUGCUCCCCAGAUCCCAGAAGGUCCCUGCUGGACUGUUUCCAGUGCACCUGUAGGGAACCAACUAGACUUCUCUCCUGGUUAGUCCAGCUCUUUACUCUAAACCCUUUCUGUCCAAAAUGAGUCAUUUUCAGUUGUACCUUAGAUGUCUGGUGUUUAGGAUCAAGUGCCAUAGCCUUUAUUCAGGGGGCCUAUAAACCCUUCCAGUCCUUGCCCCAGGGCUGGCCUGCUAGCGCUUCAAAUUCCCAGGUGUCCCUAAUUUGAGAAGUAACCUUUUGGAAUAGCAUUAGACCCUGGCUGUCCCCUCCCCACCAAAUAAACAUGAUAUUUCAUUCUCUGUCCAGCAGUUAUGAACCCCUUCACCUCCAAUGGCCUGAUCAUUUAGUUUGGUGGUGGUGGGGGUGGGGGUGGAAGCAGCCGCAGGAGCAAGGGCCCCUCCCACAUACACAGGAGGAGUAUUUCAUUUCUCCUUAAUGAAGGCUCUGGCCCUAACCCCUUAGCACUGUCUCCAGAUAGGAACAUGCACAAAGCAGUUAAUUAGGCAGCCUGGAGAAAACCAGAGAUCCAGUACAGAAAGGAAAGGAUAUUUAUUAACAGAAGUUGUCUUUUUAAAAGUGUUUAUUUUUGGCAAUAAAGAGCACAACAUAAUCUC